ACAUCCUGGUUCCGGGUUCUGACAUUUCAUUCAGAGCCAUUAUAGAUCUAUGUUCAGAGCCAAACCGGAGCCAAGUCGCAGCGUGCAUUGACUUCAGGGUGUUGUCUUUUGUACUCGUGUCAUUAAGGAAAAUGCCUCUGAAGUUUGAGUUAUGUCCGGGGAGAAUGAUUGGAGGUUCUCAUCCGUGCUUUAUUAUUGCCGAAAUAGGACAAAAUCACCAAGGAGAUAUUGAAAUAGCCAAGGAGAUGAUCAAAAUGGCAAAGGAUUGCGGAGCUGAUUGUGCCAAAUUUCAGAAGAGUGAACUGGAGUACAAGUUCAACAAGAAAGCUCUGGAGAGGCCUUACACCUCCAAACAUUCAUGGGGAAAAACUUAUGGAGAGCACAAACGCCAUCUAGAGUUCAAUCAUGAGCAAUACAGGGAAUUGCAGAAAUACGCCGAGGAGGUGGGGAUCUACUUCACUGCGUCAGGAAUGGACGAGAUGGCUGUAGAGUUUCUUCAUGAUCUUAAUGUGCCUUUCUUCAAAGUGGGGUCUGGGGAUACAAACAACUUUCCUUAUCUAGAGAAAACUGCACAAAAGGGACGUCCCAUGGUGGUGUCUAGUGGGAUGCAGUCCAUGGAGACGAUGCGGCGCGUGUAUCAGACAGUGAAGAAACACAAUCAGAACUUUGCCAUUCUGCAGUGCACCAGUGCCUAUCCUCUCGAAGCAGAGGAUGUCAACCUCAGAGUCAUUUCUGAAUACCAGAAAGAGUUUCCAGAUAUACCUAUUGGUUACUCUGGUCAUGAGUCUGGCAUCAGUAUUUCAGUGGCAGCUGUCGCUUUGGGGGCAAAGAUUGUGGAGCGACAUGUCACUUUGGACAAGACGUGGAAGGGCAGUGACCAUGAAGCGUCUCUGGUGCCCUCUGAGUUAGCGGAGCUCGUCCGUUCAAUUCGUUUGGUGGAGAGAGCGCUGGGCACUGGCAUCAAGCAGAUGUUAGCCUGUGAGAAGCCAUGUCAUGACAAGCUUGGAAAAUCAGUCGUGGCUAAAGUGAAGAUUCCCAAAGGCACUGUCCUGAGUCUGGACAUGUUGACCGUGAAGGUGGCUGAGCCGAUGGGUGUUGCUGCAGAGGACAUUUUCCAGCUGGUCGGGAAGUCCGUGUCCGAGGACGUGGAUGAGGACGAGAGUGUUACACCUGAAGUUGUAGACAGUUAUGGCAAGAGAGUUAAAUCCUGAAGGCAAUAAUAACAUUUGAAAUGACUUUCAAAGUAAAGAAUGACCCUUUUUAUUUAAGGUUUCUAAAACAAGACCUGUCUUAUUUUCCUCAAUAAUUUGAGGGAGGUGCCAACAAUUUGAUCAGAUUUGAUAAAACUGACUUUUUACUUGAUUUAAAAAUAAAAUUGUUCUGAAAAAAUAA
Molecule: messenger RNA, 1392 nt
Organism: Boleophthalmus pectinirostris (great blue-spotted mudskipper)
Lineage: Eukaryota; Metazoa; Chordata; Actinopteri; Gobiiformes; Gobiidae
Product: sialic acid synthase-like
Exons: 6
Coding region: 132-1211 (359 amino acids)
Biological process (GO): carbohydrate biosynthetic process
Molecular function (GO): N-acylneuraminate-9-phosphate synthase activity
Source: RefSeq, a predicted model, not a curated record